This is a messenger RNA of Conger conger (European conger), 8271 nucleotides long. RefSeq names its product ephrin type-A receptor 3-like. Gene Ontology annotation, molecular function: protein binding; transmembrane-ephrin receptor activity; ATP binding. Gene Ontology annotation, biological process: cell surface receptor protein tyrosine kinase signaling pathway; axon guidance; protein phosphorylation. Gene Ontology annotation, cellular component: plasma membrane; neuron projection. The transcript has 17 exons. Lineage: Eukaryota; Metazoa; Chordata; Actinopteri; Anguilliformes; Congridae. The record is from RefSeq and is a predicted model, not a curated record. The coding region runs from base 29 to 2956 and encodes 975 amino acids.
GGAUGCGGGCGCACAGAGCAGCCUGAAAAUGGCUCUCCAUUGGAUUUAUCCAUCCCUUCUCACCGUUUUCUUGCUCAUACCUACCCAGGCCUUACGGAAUUAUCCGGACAAUGAAGUUACUCUGCUAGACUCCAUGUCCGCCCUGGGAGAUCUGGGCUGGGAGGCAUACCCUGCUGAAGGGUGGGAGGAGAUCAGCGUGAUGGACGAGAGGAACACGCCCAUGCGGACCUACCAGGUGUGCAACGUGAUGGAGGCCAAUCAGAACAACUGGCUGCGGACCAGCCACAUCCCACGCGACGGCGCCCAGCGCGUCUACAUCGAGAUCAAGUUCACCCUCCGCGACUGCAACAGCCUUCCCGGGGUGCCGGGCACCUGCAAGGAGACCUUCAACAUGUACUACUACGAGUCCAACAACGGCAACCUGUGGUUCAUCAAGGAGAGCCAGUACGUGAAGAUCGACACCAUCGCAGCCGACGAGAGCUUCACGCAGGUGGACGUGGGCGACCGGGUGAUGAAGCUCAACACGGAGGUGCGGGACAUCAGCAACCUGAGCAAGAAGGGCUUCUACCUGGCCUUCCAGGACGUGGGCGCCUGCAUCGCGCUGGUGUCGGUGCGCAUCUUCUACAAGAAGUGCCCGCUGACGGUGCUGAACCUGGCGCGCUUCCCCGACACGGUAACAGGCGGGGACUCGGCCCUGGUGGAGGUGCGCGGCUCCUGCGUCAACGACUCGGAGGAGUUUGAGGCCCCGCGCAUGUACUGCAGCGCCGACGGCGGCUGGCUGGUGCCCAUCGGCCGCUGCGUCUGCCAGGCAGGCUUCGGAGAGCACGAGGGACGCUGCCAGCCCUGCAGGUCGGGAUUCUACAAGGCCUCGGCCCUGGACGCCUACUGCGUGAAGUGCCCCCCCCACAGCCACUCCCCCCAGGAGAGGGCCUCGGAGUGCGCCUGCGAGAAGGGCUACUACCGUGCCGAGCUGGACCCCCGCUCCAUGGCCUGCACCAGACCUCCCUCAGCCCCCGAGAGCCCCAUGUCGACCAUCAACGAGACCUCUGUGACGUUGGAGUGGAGCCCGCCCCGGGGCAGCGGCGGCCGGGGGGACGUCACUUACAGCGUCCACUGCAGGAAGUGCCCGGAGGACGGCAGGAAGUGCGGCCCCUGCGGCAGUGGGCCCCACUUCAUCCCCCGUCAGUUCGGCCUGUCCCUCCCCAAGGUCCAGGUCACAGACCUGCUGCCCCACACCAACUACACCUUCAGCAUCGAGGCUCUGAACGGCGUGUCCGACCUGAGCCCCAAUCCCCGCCAGCUCGUCUCCGUCAACAUCACCACCAGCCAGACAGUGAGUGUGAUCCUGAAGGAGAGGAAGAGCAAAGACAGCAUCACUCUCACAUGGCAGGGGCCAGAGAGGGCCAACGGGGCCAUUGUGGAGUACGAGGUCAUCUACUACGAGAAGAACCAGAGAGAUCAGAACUACACGGUCCUGAAGACCAAGUCCAAUGUGAUGACUGUGGACGGACUGAAGCCCGGCACCACCUACGUGUUCCGGGUGAGAGCCCGUACGGACGGCGGCUACGGGACCUACGGAGGGGAGAUUGAGCUAGAGACCAGUCACGAGGACAUGCUAGCCAUUGGAGAUCCCAACCAGUCCACCAUUUUGGCUGUGUCCAUCGCAGGAGGCAUCGUGCUGCUGGUUCUCUUGGUGGCAUGCUUUGUGGUGAGCGGGAGACACUGUGGGUACAUAAAAGCCAAGCAGGACCCUGACGAGGAGAAGAUGCAGUUUCAGCAUGGAAGAGUCAACCUCCCGGGUAGCAGGACAUACAUUCACCCUCACACGUACGAGGACCCCAAUCAAGCCAUCCGAGAUUUCGCCAAGGAGAUCGAUGUCUCCAGCAUCCGUAUCGAGCGAGUGAUAGGCGCAGGCGAGUUCGGGGAGGUGUGCAGCGGGCGACUGAAGCUGCCCAGCAAGCGGGAGAUCUACGUGGCCAUCAAGAGCCUGAAGGCGGGCUACUCGGAGCAGCAGAGACGGGACUUCCUGAGCGAGGCCAGCAUCAUGGGCCAGUUCGACCACCCCAACAUCAUCCACCUGGAGGGAGUGGUCACCAGAUGUAAACCGGUGAUGAUAAUUACAGAGUACAUGGAGAACGGGUCCUUGGAUACCUUCUUAAAGAAACACGACGGCCAGUUCACGGUCAUCCAGCUGGUGGGCAUGUUGAGGGGCAUCGCGGCCGGCAUGAGCUACCUCUCGGAGAUGAACUACGUUCACAGGGACCUGGCCGCGCGGAACAUCCUGGUCAACAGCAACCUGGUGUGCAAGGUGUCCGACUUCGGCCUGUCCCGCGUGCUGGAGGACGACCCCGAAGCGGCCUACACCACCAGGGGGGGGAAGAUUCCUAUUCGUUGGACGGCGCCAGAGGCCAUCGCCUACAGGAAGUUCACCUCCGCCAGCGACGUGUGGAGCUAUGGCAUCGUCAUGUGGGAAGUCAUUUCCUACGGGGAGCGCCCUUACUGGGAGAUGUCCAAUCAGGACGUGAUAAAAGCGAUCGAUGAGGGGUACCGCCUGCCCGCCCCCAUGGACUGUCCGGUGGUCCUGCACCAGCUGAUGCUGGACUGCUGGGAGAAGGGCCGCAGCGACCGGCCCAAAUUCGGACAGAUCGUCUCCUCUCUGGACAAGCUCAUCCGUAACCCCAGCAACCUGAGGCAGCUGGCCAACAGUUCCAUCUGGGAUGACCCACCGACACCGGAACCCAGCUUCAGCACGGUGGAGGACUGGCUGGAGUCCAUCAAGAUGGGUCAGUACAAGGAGCACUUUUCUGGCGCGGGCUACAUCACCUUGGACUCCGUGCUCUAUGUCAACAUCAGUGACUUGGGAAGGAUGGGUGUGGUUCUGGCCGGGCACCAGAAGAAAAUCCUCAGCAGCAUACAAAUCCUGCAGACACAACAAGGAAAUCACAUUCACGUAUAACCCCCUCCCACCGUCACCAUGACCCCUUUGCCCCGGCCCCUCUCCCCCAGGGAAAAGAGCCUCCAUGCUUGUGUCCCGAUUGUGUCUUUUUUCGCCAGCCGUCCCGCGUUCCAUUCAUCCGUCCAUCUGUCCCUGCACGCAGAUCCUCAGUAAACCCCCCGACGGGGGUAGUGACCAGGGACCGGGUGAGAGAAACGGUCACUCUGAACAAAAAAAAAAAAAACCCUAAAAAAAACAAAGACAUUUACUAGUGCUGCUUGUGCAGGUUUGUGUGAAAUUGUGCGUACAUCAUGCGUUGCUGUUUAAUCUGGUUGUUUUGCUUUGGGGUUUUUCAUGUUAUUUACCUCAGAAGUAAGGAAAUCUUGUCUGUACGGAGCAGUGUUUUUAAAGUGUGCACUGUUCGUCUGUUCAGAAGUGAAAUUUCAAACUUCAAACUCUCCAAGGGACCAGAUCACACGACAACCAAUGGGAUACAAAUAACCUUAUCUCAUGCCUGACCUGAUUACAUGAGGGUGCAGAUUCUUUUAUUUCAUUUCUUUAUUUCUUCUACUACCACCCUACUUUUUCAGUUCCAAAAAGGUCAACUCAUUUUCACAGGUCAGAAUAAACCGCUGCUGUGUGUAUAUAUUCACCCCAUGUAUGUACAGUAAUACCUCCAGAUACCCUUGUUUAGAGGUUGCCAUGAAAUAAGGAUGAAAGAGGUAUGUGUGGAUAUAAGACCCCCACAGUCAGUGACUUAUAGAGUACCAAGUCUGCUCCUACAAAUCCUGCCCAAUCCAAACACUGUCCUCUGGUCGCAGCCAGAUGGUACCCUAGCUUUCCCCUGUGCCGUAGGGAGGGGACAGGCUGGCCUGUGUUGAGAGGGAACAGAGGAAGCCAGGUUACCGAACAGAGGAAGCCAGGUUACCAAACACAGGAAGCCAGGUUACUGAACAGAGGAAGCUGGAUCACCAAACAGAGGAAGCUGGGUCAUCGAACAGAGGAAGCUAGGCCACCGAACAGAGGUAGCCAGGUUACCGAACAGAGGAAGCUGGGCCAUCGAACAGAGGAAGCCAGUCCACCGAACAGAAGAAGCCAGGCUACCGGACAGAGGAAGCCAGAUUAUCGAACAGAGGACGCCAGGUUACUGAACAGAGGAAGCCAGAUUAUCGAACAGAGGAAGCCAGGUUACCGAACAGAAGAAGCCAGGUUACUGUACAGAGGAAGACAGGUUACUGAAUAGAGGAAGCCAGAUUAUCGAACAGAGGAAGCCAGGUUACCGAACAGAAGAAGCCAGGUUACCGAACAGAAGAAGCCAGGUUACUGAACAGAGGAAGCCAGGUUACCGAACAGAAGAAGCCAGGUUACUGAACAGAGGAAGACAGGUUACUGAAUAGAGGAAGACAGGCCACCGAACAGAUGAAGCUGGGUCAUCAAACAGAAGAAGGCAGGUUACCAUACAGAGGAAGCUGGAUCACCAAACAGAGGAAGCCAGGUUACCAAGCAGAGGAAGCCAGGUUAUAGAACUGUGUCCCAUUACACCAGUCAGUGGUUUUGGAGCUUCACCAUCCUUCACCGACAGGCUGUCCGGCCAUGGCUCCCCCUUUAACAUGUGUCCCUCCCUCUCCAGCUGUGCUCCCUCCCCCCCCGCCCAAGCCUUAGGGCCCCUAGAAUCGACACCACCUUUCAGCCCACUCUCGACGGCCCUGCGUGUACCUGUAGGAAAUGGAGAGCGUAGCAACUGGAUCAACCCUGCACUUAGUGGCAAUAUCUCCCCGGAAUGGAAUGUAUGUCUCUUUGGGACAACGCACUUUGUCCCAGUGUUGCUGUCUCGUCCAGUCCACUCACUCAUGGUCCCCACUCAGAAGAAGUUUCAGUGCUUCCAGGUUAAACACAGAUGUGAGAGUAAACCAGGUCAAGGACAUAUCAAGGGAAACAAAGAACGAUUUUGUAUGAAGUUUAUGCAUCUGUGAGUGUGUUUUGGCAUGCACGCAUUGACGUGCGUGCAUGUGUGUGGUGAUUGGUUCUAUAUACAGAAAGGUUUGCUUGAAUAAUUCUUGAACAUUGUCCAUGGCCUGCACAGAAUAGAAUGUAUAUUUGUUGUAAAAGUGUGUGGCCUCGUGUCGUGUUCAGUUCUCCACUGUCAAUUUCCUCACAGUUUUACAGACAGUUUCCGUUCUGUUGAUUCCUGGAAAAAAUUAAGGGAAAACGAAUGGACUUCAUCACAUCUGAAGAGUGCAAUGUGACACAUAGCAUAUUUAAUGAUGCUUACUGAAGUCUUUCAUAACUGAAGCAGUCUAGGAGGUUUAUGUGGAGUGUGCAGCCAAGCCACAUCCAUCCAUUUUUUUCCCCCCACCACACAAUAGAGCACCAUAUCUUAUCAUGACAAAGAAGAUGUUACCAUACCCGACUUCAAGACUUAAAAGGAAAAAAAAAGAUUGUACCAUAGUGUAAAAAUGUACAGUGUUGACUUAAAACUCUAGAAUGUUUGUAAGUAUGAACUUUUCUUUAGAACGAAGAGAAAAUCUAGCUAUGAAUUAAGGCUAGACAACCCCCAUCCCCACCCUUCCCUCCCUCCCGCCAAGCUUUGAUGUUGGAGGAGCGCUGAUGUGUGAAUUUAGCAUGGAUGCUAAGCCCUGUCUGUCUGUUGAAAAAUCCUGGUGAUGUGUCAGACUCUCCCAUUGUCCACUGUCGCAUUGAUUCUGACGCAAUGAUGUCACGGUGCCGCAGGAACUGCCAUGAGACCGUUAGCAUGCUAGCUGGGAGGCGAUGGCGGCUGCAGUUUUCCUGAAGCGCUCGACCAACCUUCCCAACAUUCGGGCGCCUCGCCGGCAAGGGAACAAUAUCAUUACUCAUAUAUGUGAAACCCCUAAACGUCAUCACUGACUUAAAGCCCAGAGAUAUAUACAGUGUACACUGUAUAUGUCCAUGCAUUUAUGCUGACUUUGCAUGAGGUUCUCCGUUCCAACCCCUAACUUGAUUUGCAGGGAUGCGCUGAAAGGCUGUAUUAUUAAAGGUUGGUUCGAUAAGGAGCAGGGCACUGGUUUAUUCCGAGAGGCAAAAAAAGAGUUUAUGAAAUAUAGAUAUGACUAUGAUUUGUGUGUAAAAAAAAUAAACUCCAAGCUGUAAGCUUUGCAUGCUGCUCUGGGAUAAGGUCGAGCAUAUUUCCGCUGGCUACAGCUAUAGCAAGACAGCACAAUCUCACCGCCAUAGGUCAGAGGUCUCCUGUCUGCUCCGGGUCCCGCCAUGGACUGUAUUCAUCGGAAAAUAAUGAAUAAAUAAGGUCGGAAAAUUAUCGCUCACACAAAAAAAAAAUCAUGAUCAAGGUGUUGCUAUGGUUACCUUGGCAUCCUGCUCUCACACAAAAACAAAAGAGGCACUAAUUCCGAAUUUAUACCAGAGAUAAAAUGAAAGGGGGAAAUAUCCUAUUAAUCAGACACAUUUGAGAUGAUGAUAAUGGAGCAUAAUGAUAAUUAUUAUUAAUUAUUCAUUUUUGUUGGAGAAAGCAGUGGAUGCCUUAUUUCUCCUGGCAGUAAUGAAUGUAUUUAUCUGGAGUAUUUAUAUAGAUAAGGCCUUCACUGCUAUCUAUACGCUUGGCACGUCUGCCCUCCCUUCAGCUAGUGGGUGCUAAUUCAUUGUGAUCUCCUCUAAAUUGCCAAAUUACUGGAGCAUAAGUGUCUAUUCAUACCCUUGGUUUUCCAAACAGCAGCAACAACAAUGAAUAAUUAAUUACAAAAAUGCAAAAUGGAUGUAAUGAAGAGGCACAAUCAGAGCUUCUCAGGCUUUCCUGAAAUUUAUUCCCCAACAAUUUGCAUUCAGAAACGAGCUGAUCACGGUUACCCCAUUUUAUGAUAAAGUAUUGAAAUGCUGAGAUACUUCACCAUGAUAUUUGUGCGCGAACUUUCCAUGUUUCCGUUUUCAAUGUGUAAACCAUCUUGUGAAAUGCAUAUUUUAUGGGAAUUAAUUUUAAAUUCACGCCAAUGAUAAUUUUCCGGUUUGUUCACAUUCUGCUAUCAUAUCAAAGAGCCUGGUUGGUUUCCUUCAAUUUUUACAAGAUAAAGUUGGGUAACACUGAGAUGAGAGUGUGGGUGUGUGUUGAUAUGUACGCAGAGUGAUUUUCUUCCUUGGUGUAAUGAGACCAAAUUGUUACCAUCUGCUCCUUUGGGAACCGGUUCAAAUGAACAGGAAUGCCAGACAUGUUAUCAAAGAUGGUAGUCCAAGAAGAAGGACUGAAGGCACUCUUUUUACAAUUUAUUUAUACAAACAUAGCUAAAUAUAGUGAUGGAAAUGACCUGAGGGCUUGACAGCUAUGGUUCAGAUUCAGUUCCAGUCAGUGUCUCCUUACUGUCGUUCAUGCGAAUGUGAUUCACAGGCUGGCCCAAGACUACAAACAGCGACAUUGGGAAGGAAAACAAAAACCAAUCAGGCCUGAAAUAGACGGCAGUCGAGGGAAUUACCCAGAAUCACCCCAGGUAACUAGAUUGUGAUGUAAUGAUAUCAGGGACGGACUAUUCUGCAGAGACUGACAUGCCAUGUCAAGGAUGAAAUCACUCAUUCUACAAACAGUGACCCCUCCCACCUCUGUCAAAUUAGUCAAGUGUUGCUAAAGUGACCAAGUUCCUGCCUCGAAUAAUGCAUUUGAAUUAGCGCGAAAAUAAACAAAAAAAAUCUACGUACAAUAUGGCAUCAUGAUUUAAUGCCAGAUCAUGCUACCAACCAUUCCUUUAAGCAGGGUGAGCGACUAAUGUUCCGCAUUAAAUGUUCACACAUUUAAAUGUGAAAAUGUCAUAUAAAGCCCUCACAGUAUGUUUAUUAUGGUUAUAAUAAAUGUGCAACAUAGGAAACUAUGAAAUUAUAAUUUGACUAGAUCAAACACAGGACUAAAAGACCCUUCAACUGGCCCAAUAAAGAAAAUGCUCUUGCUAUAUUUUCUAAAUAUCACAUCAUUUGUUUUCUCUCUCAGACCCAAGGACAGGAGAAAAGUGGAAAUCCUCAAUCAUAGGUUUUUACAAAAAUAAACCUUUAAAUAACCCCCUGUCGUCAGAUGUUGCACGCUCCUGGUAAAAAUGCAGCACUGCAAAUGCUAUUUAUUUAAACAUGUAUUUCUUUGACUGAUAAAUUCUUGCCUACAGCUGUCAGUAGCUUUGAACAACGAUGACCCGCCUCCCACCUCCAUCCCCAGUAAAGGUUUCAUGGUUCAAUUUUCCUAUUUGGUGUACCCUGUGUCCAUUUGUUUACUCACUGCAGGUUUAUAUGAGCUUGUUAAAGGUGUGUGCAUUUCAACUUCUUCAUGUCGCUGUAAUAAAUAUGCUAAUAUUUUUAAUUUCUCACCUGAA